CUAUAUCUGGUCUCCCACAGACCCUGCAUUCACUAUAUCUGGUCUCCCACAGUACACAGAACAUGGAAAUGCAAUUAUUUUAGUAAAUAUAAACUGCUAAAUAACUUUUCUCAUCAGCGGUCAGAGCAGUCUUGUGACUUCUAUGUCCAGCUGUCAAGCGUGUUUCCAGCUGAGCACCGGUUAAAGCUUAUAAGACUUGACUUCUGUCUGGACAGAUGUGAACAACGAAGAUUGCUGGACAGUGCUUCUUUGCCCAGGAGAUGAUCAGACUUACUUCCUUCAAGGCUGCCUAGCAUCUCU
This is a messenger RNA of Staurois parvus, 300 nucleotides long. The record is from the annotation of a GenBank genome assembly. NCBI's taxonomy places the organism in Eukaryota, Metazoa, Chordata, Amphibia, Anura, Ranidae.